CGAGACCGCCUAGCAGCGCGGGGCCCAGACUCCCCACAGAUGCAAGCAGCUCUUUGUUCCACCUUGACAAAACCCCCAGAAAUAUACCUCUGGCCAGCUCCAGCGGCUUUUCUCUGAACACCCGGGUGUCUCAGUGUGUGCUUCAACCAUGUAAAGCACAGUAUGGUUGUAAAAGCGCUAGAACCAGUGAUUUGACCAAACAAAACCCACCUUGAAUUGUAAAUGUGGUGGUGUGAGUGUUUAAAUUAAAAAUCCUGCCUAGUAAAGCAGGAUUUGUUGGCGUUUGUUGUGUCUUAGUGAGUGAGUAGCUAUUAGUGGAGGCCCGAGAGCCUUCUGACAUUUCUACACCAUGCCCGCAGUAAAUGGAACGAGAUGAGGAAGAGAUACUGGGAGAGAGCGGGUGGCGGCGGUAACGGCGGGACGGUCACGUGACACCGCUGUUGUUCAUUGGCCGCCGCAGAUUGAACUCAGACCGCGGGAAACUUUGGUCCUGGGUUUGAAAAGUGUGACUGGGUGCUGCCUGGGGAUGUUGGCUGGCUGGACUGGUGAACCUUGGUUACCCUAAAUACCACCGCCGGCAUGAUGGAGGCCUACACUGUGCCGCUGAGGACACUUUCGGACAAUAUGCCUAGUGCACCGGUGGCAUCCAAGAAGGCCAGCAAGGCAUCAGUGGAGACCGUUUACCAAAAGAAGACUCAACUAGAGCACAUUCUACUCCGUCCUGACACUUACAUUGGAUCUGUGGAAUAUGUGACAGAACAGAUGUGGGUCUAUGACAGGGAAUCAGAGAGAAUUAUGCAGAGAGAAAUAUCGUAUGUGCCUGGCCUGUACAAGAUCUUUGAUGAAAUCCUUGUGAAUGCUGCUGAUAACAAGCAGAGGGAUCGUAGUAUGGAUAUGAUUAAGGUGGACAUUGAUCCUGAGAAUAAUCAAGUAUCCAUCUACAACAAUGGUAAAGGUAUCCCUGUGGUGAUGCACAAAGGAGAAAAGAUGUAUGUCCCUACCAUGAUCUUUGGACAUCUCCUUACUUCUUCCAAUUAUAACGACGAGGAGCAGAAGGUGACAGGUGGACGUAAUGGUUAUGGUGCCAAGUUGUGUAACAUAUUCAGUACCAAGUUCACUGUUGAGACUGCCUCUGAAGAGUACAUGUUGAAUUAUAAGCAGACCUGGGCAGAGAACAUGAGCAAGGCUAGUGAAGCAAAGAUCAAGAACUAUGGAGGUGAGGAUUUCACCAGAGUCACAUUUUCACCAGAUCUUAAGAAGUUCAAGAUGGAGUCUUUGGACGAAGACAUUGUUGCUCUCCUGUCCCGUAGAGCAUAUGAUAUUGCUGCCUCCACCAGGGGGGUGAAGGUGUAUCUCAAUGGAAAACGCAUUCCUAUCAAGAAUUUUAAGGAUUAUGUUGAUCUGUACUUGAAGGAUAAAGUUGAUGAUGCAGAUAAUCCUGUGAAAGCAGUAUAUGAAAAUGUGAAUGAAAGGUGGGAGGUAGCAGUGGCCCUCUCAGACAAGGGGUUCCAGCAAAUGUCCUUUGUUAACAGUAUUGCUACAACUAAGGGAGGAAGACAUGUUGACUAUGUGACAGAUAAUAUUGUUAAGAACCUGACUGAAACUUUAAAGAAGAAAAAUAAAAGUGGCGUUCAAAUAAAGCCUUUCCAAAUUAAAAAUCAUCUGUGGGUCUUUGUAAACUGUUUGAUUGUUAAUCCAACCUUUGAUUCUCAAACCAAAGAAAACAUGACCCUUCAAGCCAAGAGUUUUGGGUCCAAGUGUACAUUUUCUGAAAAAUACAUUGCUAACAUUAUGAAGUGUGGUGUUGUGGAGGCUGUUAUGGCUUGGGCAAGGUUCAAACAACAAGCUCAACUGCAGUCCAAGUGUGCCAGUAAGAAGCACACCAAACUCAAAGGUAUUCCCAAGCUGGAAGAUGCUAAUGAUGCUGGGACAAAAGAUUCUUCCAGUUGCACACUCAUCCUCACUGAGGGAGACUCAGCCAAGACAUUGGCUGUGGCUGGACUUGGUGUGGUGGGCAGGAACAGAUAUGGUGUCUUCCCCCUUAGAGGUAAACUUUUAAAUGUUCGUGAAGCCUCCCACAAGCAAAUUUUAGAAAAUGCAGAAAUCAACAAUAUCAUCAAAAUUCUUGGUCUUCAGUACAAGAAGAAGUAUGAAACAGAUGCAGACAUGAAGACUCUGCGCUAUGGCAAACUGAUGAUUAUGACGGAUCAGGAUCAGGAUGGCUCCCACAUCAAGGGUUUGCUGAUCAACUUCAUCCAUCACAACUGGCCCACUCUUCUGCGCCGCCCUUUCAUGGAGGAGUUCAUCACACCUAUUGUCAAGGCUUCCAAAGGGGGCAGAGAGAUUCCCUUCUACUCCCUGCCAGAAUUUGAGGAGUGGAAAAAAUCACGAGACAACUGGCACACCUACAAGAUAAAGUACUACAAAGGUUUGGGUACUUCAACUUCAAAGGAGGCGAAGGAGUAUUUCACAGACAUGUUGCGCCACCGGGUUAUUUUUGAUUAUAGUGGUGCUCAAGAUGACCACUCUAUUCAGAUGGCCUUCAGCAAAAAGGCAGUUGAUCAGCGGAAGGAGUGGCUGACAGGGUGGAUGGAAGAGUGCAAGCGGCGCAAGGAGCUGGGCCUGCCAGAUAUCUACCUUUAUGAGAAGGACACCAAGACUGUCACCUAUACAGAUUUUGUCAACAAGGAGCUUGUUCUGUUUUCCAAUUUAGAUAAUGAGCGUUCCAUUCCCUGCCUGGUGGAUGGACUCAAGCCAGGCCAGAGGAAGGUGCUUUAUACCUGCUUAAAGAGAAAUGACAAGCGGGAAAUUAAAGUGGCCCAGUUGGCGGGUUCUGUGGCUGAACACUCGGCUUACCACCAUGGUGAGACCUCCCUCAUGUCCACCAUCAUCAAUCUAGCGCAAGACUUUGUUGGGUCUAACAACAUCAAUCUUCUCCAGCCCAUUGGUCAGUUUGGAACCAGGCUGCAAGGAGGCAAGGAUUCUGCAAGUCCCAGAUAUAUCUUCACUAUGCUGAGCAAACUCACUCGAGCCAUCUUCCACAUCCAUGAUGAGGCUCUCUUGAAGAGCAACUAUGAUGACAACAAGCGCAUUGAGCCUGAGUGGUACAUUCCUAUCAUUCCCAUGGUGCUGGUGAAUGGGUCUGAAGGCAUUGGAACAGGUUGGAGCACCAAGAUCCCAAAUUACAAUCCACGAGAGAUUGUCAACAAUCUCAAGAAAAUGAUUAAUGGAGAAGAACCAGAAAGGAUGAAACCAUGGUUCAAAGGAUUCAAGGGCACAGUGGAAGAGAUUGAUGGGCAGCGCUAUGUAAUACAUGGUGAGAUAGCUGACCUGGGAAACAACAAGUUGGAGAUCACAGAGUUGCCUUUACGUGUCUGGACACAAGUCUACAAAGAAAGUGUAAUGGAGCCACUAUUUGUAGGCAGUGACAAAGCCCCUGCCAUAAUCACUGACUACAAGGAGUACCACACAGACACUACUGUGCGCUUUGUGGUGAACAUGACAGAAGACAAAUUCCAGAAGGCACUUGCUGAUGGCAUGCACAAGGUCUUUAAACUGCAAGGCUCCCUGACCACUUCCACUAUGGUCCUCUUUGAUCACAAUGGUGUUCUUCGGAAAUAUGAAACAGUGGAUCAGAUUCUGAGGGAGUUCUUUGACCUUCGCCUUCAGUAUUAUGAGAAGAGAAAGGCAUAUCUGGUGGGAUUCUUAGAGGCAGAAGCCUGCAAAUUGUCUAAUCAGGCAAGAUUCAUCUUGGAGAAAUGUGAUGGCAGUCUGGUAAUUGAAAACAAGAAGAAAAAGGACACUAUUGCAGAGCUCCAGAGAAAGGGCUAUGAUUCUGACCCACUCAAGGCUUGGAAGAAGCUCCAGGACCUAAAUGCUCUUUUGGAAGAACAGCUGGAGACUGAAAUGGAGGAAGAGGAGGCUGAAAACUCCAGCGGCCCUGAUUAUGACUAUUUGCUAGGCAUGAAGCUGUGGUCGUUGACUUUGGAAAGGAAGAAUGAAAUUCUGAAAAGUAGAGAUGAAAAGACACAGGAGCUGAGACUGCUAAAAGAGAAAACACCAUCAGACCUUUGGAUGAAUGAUCUUGAUACUUUCCUAGAGCAGCUGGAUGCUGUGGAAGCUGAGGAGAGAGAUGAAGCAAAACCUAAGAAGCCAAGGAAGAAGAAGUCCAGAGACGAUGAUGAUGAUGAUGAUGACUUCGAGAUUGGCAAAGCAACAAAGAAAAAACCAAAGAAGCGAGGAAGUAGUAAUUCGGCAGCUGAUGCUAAUGAAACUAGACCAUCAGCAUUUGGAGAGAGGAUAGUGCCACUCAUUGACCAAGAGCUGAAGAAGAAAUUUGAAAAGGCUGCUGCUCUUAAGGAAAAAGAGAAAGGAAAGAAGACCAAGAAGGAAGCAAGAGAGUCGGGUGAACCUGAUGAGUUUGAUGAGCUGGUGGCUGCCAACACAGGCAAAUCUCUGGCCUCUCGGCUCGGCAACUCCCCUGAUAUGAUCAUGAAGAAGGCAAAGGCGAAAAGAUCUGGUGAUGGAAUGAAACAGACAAAGCUCAACUUCAAGAAAACAAGUCCUAAAAAGAAGGGCAGGAACUCAUCUGAUGAAAACAGUGAUUUGAGUGAUGUGUCUGUGGACUUCGAGCCCCGAGAACGAACCACUUCCCGGAGAGUGGCUACAAAAGUCAAGUAUACUAGAGACGACAGCAGCAGCAGCAGUGGUGGCGAGGAGUUCCAUGAUAAUGUGGGGAUAGAAGAACCUGACAUGGUUGUGAGCAACAGUAUUUUAGAUGAUUCUCAUGCAGGCAAAGGUGACACUGUAGCUGUGAGUGACACAGAUUCCGAAUUUGAAAAAAACCCACAGAAAAAACCUAAAGCGACAGCACCUCCUCAGGACAAACCCUCUGCCUCUGACUUGUUUGAUUCAAUGAUGACAGGUUCAUCAAUUUCUCCACCUGCAACUACUAGUGAGAAGGCACCUCCCAGGAAACGUGUCAUAACCUCCAUGGACAGCAGUGACGAGGAACCAAAACCCAAAAAAAAGCCUGGGCCAAAGAAGACUGCUGCGGCUGCUUACUCAAAUGACAUAUCAGAUGAUGAGGUUCCAAAGCAGAAGAAGAAACCCAUUCCCAAGAAGAAAGCCCUUGCUAAGCCUGCUGCCAUAUCUGAUGAUGAGGAUGUCCCUAAACCCAAGAAAAAGCCUGGUCCAAAGAAGACUGCAGCAGCCAAGAAGAAGGCUGCUGACUCGGAAUCAGAUGACAUGUUUGAAAGUUUCUCUAGUGGUAAAAGUGCGAAAAGCAGUGAAGUAGCUGAUGUUCCCCCACCACGGGAGCGGCCGGGACGUCAGAGGAAGGCUCCAGUUGUGUAUACCUUGAGUGAUGAUGAUGAGUCAGAUGAUGACUAUUAGGCAAAGUGUGAAAGUCUCUUCCUGAUUCCUGUAUUUGGUUAAGGGGUGGCUCAGUGUCAGGAAUGGUCAGUGAUCACCACAUGUGUUUUAGAACAUUCAUUGAAGCAUUUUGUCAAGGCUGGUUUUUUUUUUUUUUUUUUUUUUUUUAUUGACUUGGUUUUAUUCUAUUUUUAUACAUAUAUAUAUAUAUAUAUUUUUUUUUUUGUAGCCUUGAUUAAUGAAAGAAAACUCAAGGUUAAUUUUUUAUCUGAACUGAUGUCACUUCUCCUAUAUAUUCUUCAUGUAAUGAAUGCUGCAACAUUGACUUCAUGAAGAAAAUGACAACAUUGCAGAUAUGGAUUUAAAAAUCUUAGUUUUUAUAAAAUUACUCAGUAGCCUUUUAAUUUCUGUUGCACAAUUUUCUAUUCCCCUCUCCCUCUCUCCUCUUAUUGUAGAAUCCCUAAUACAGUGGUUUUAUUUUUGCAAUACAGUACAUACAACAGCACACACAUUCACUCAUUUAUAGUUCUUAAACUAGAGUUUUGGUAAAGAUUGGACCCUAAGAUAUUUUAUGUAACACUUGAUACUAUUAACAUGACAACAUAAUAGAUAGAUAGACCUUGUUUUAUGUCUUUGCCCUAUUUUUAUACACAUUUUUAAUGAUCUUGCCAUUUCAAAGUUCGGUGAACCUCUGGAAGUGUUUCUAAUUCAGCAAGUACAAAGGCUGGUGAGAAAGUGAAAAAGUAGUCAGUUUUGUUUUGGAUUAGAGUAUUAGUAUUUUUGUAACAAAUGUCGUGGUGGUUGGUAUUAAUAUGAAUAUAUACGUGUGUAUACAUGAAUUGCAAAUUCCAUGGUUCAUGCAAUAAAUUUUGCAGUAUUUUUAAUGAAAAUACUGAAAGGAAAUGGCAUAAGUAGAUUCAUCAUUAUUUUUUUAUCAUCUUUAGCAAAGAACUGCAGCAUUUUUUACUGUGAUUUUUUUUCUUUCUCUUGACUGCACAAAUUUUACAGUAUCUUUCCCUUUAUUCAAGUUUAAAAUCUCUAAUAUAAUAUUUUUGCAAUACUACAGUAUAAUUAUACAAAGCAUUCAUGUUCACUCAUCAUUUUGUAGUCCUCAACUAUAGAGCUUUGGUAAGCUAGGGCCCUAAGAUAUUUUAUGUAAUACUUGAUACUAUUGACAUGAAAACAUUAGUGUCAGGACCUUGACAUUUCUGCUGUCCGUUUUGAAAAUAAAGUAGGUAGACUUGCUGCCAGUAUGAGGAACCUGAUGCCUGUGAGUGUUCAGAGCCAGGAGUGGAGUCCUCUCUUCUACCAUCUAAAUA
Messenger RNA from Portunus trituberculatus (swimming crab), 6692 nucleotides. RefSeq names its product DNA topoisomerase 2-alpha-like (gene Top2). NCBI's taxonomy places the organism in Eukaryota, Metazoa, Arthropoda, Malacostraca, Decapoda, Portunidae. The transcript has 32 exons. Gene Ontology annotation, molecular function: DNA binding; ATP binding; DNA topoisomerase type II (double strand cut, ATP-hydrolyzing) activity. The coding region runs from base 580 to 5394 and encodes 1604 amino acids. The record is from RefSeq and is a predicted model, not a curated record. Gene Ontology annotation, cellular component: nucleus. Gene Ontology annotation, biological process: DNA topological change; sister chromatid segregation; resolution of meiotic recombination intermediates.